GUUGUAAAAGUCAAAUCUGUUUCCUGUUCUCCAGGACCAGGGUGAGAAGAAGGAGAACCCCAUGCGAGAGCUCCGCAUCCGCAAGCUCUGCCUGAACAUCUGCGUCGGCGAGAGCGGAGACAGGCUGACCCGAGCUGCUAAAGUGCUGGAGCAGCUCACAGGGCAGACCCCCGUCUUCUCCAAGGCCCGCUACACUGUGAGAUCCUUCGGUAUCCGCAGAAAUGAAAAGAUUGCUGUCCACUGCACCGUCCGUGGAGCCAAAGCAGAGGAGAUCCUGGAGAAGGGACUCAAGGUGCGUGAGUACGAGUUGAGAAAGAACAACUUCUCCGAUACCGGAAACUUCGGCUUCGGCAUCCAGGAGCACAUCGAUCUGGGCAUCAAGUACGACCCCAGCAUUGGCAUCUACGGGCUGGACUUCUAUGUGGUUCUGGGCAGACCUGGCUUCAGCAUUGCCGACAAGAAGCGGAAAAGAGGCCGCAUCGGCUUCAGGCACCGCAUCCGCAAAGAGGAGGCCAUGCGCUGGUUCCAGCAGAAAUAUGACGGUAUCAUCCUCCCCGGCAAGUAAAGGACCAUCUUUUGAUCUUGUUUGUAACAAAGUAAUAAAAUUGGAAAAUAUAACCA
Xiphias gladius (swordfish) is the source of this 621-nucleotide messenger RNA. RefSeq names its product ribosomal protein L11 (gene rpl11). The record is from RefSeq and is a predicted model, not a curated record. The transcript has 5 exons. Gene Ontology annotation, biological process: translation. Lineage: Eukaryota; Metazoa; Chordata; Actinopteri; Istiophoriformes; Xiphiidae. Gene Ontology annotation, molecular function: RNA binding; structural constituent of ribosome. Gene Ontology annotation, cellular component: ribosome; cytosolic large ribosomal subunit. Bases 62 to 565 code for a protein of 167 amino acids.